This is a messenger RNA of Pocillopora verrucosa, 3520 nucleotides long. RefSeq lists its product as uncharacterized. The record is from RefSeq and is a predicted model, not a curated record. Gene Ontology annotation, molecular function: protein binding. Lineage: Eukaryota; Metazoa; Cnidaria; Anthozoa; Scleractinia; Pocilloporidae.
AGCACGUGUUGCUAUUUUUUAUAGUUGACUGUGUGAUGUUCAUGUGAAACUGUUACAGGGUCGAAGGCCGAUGAGCUGCAAUUUCGGAGAAAGGAUGGACAUGUUAGCGGUCGGUGUUUAGGCGCUGUCGAUUUAGUUUUUACGAGAAAAUAUACCAUAAAACAAUGUAUCAAACAAUGAAACGAACCAUCUUUAUCAAUGUACAUGUCAAGUUAAUCGACUCUUUUAAUUAUUUCAACGCUCUUAGAGGCAAGGGCGGAAGUUUCCAUAGAUACCACACACCAUCGUACUUGAAGCGUAUACAACCAAGCCACAAAACCACGGGAUUGGCAAGUGACUUCGUACGACAGUUCGUGGUAAGGGAGGAAGUGACAUGACGGAGGCUAAUGUGAAGGUUAAUGGAGCAAGAUGAAGAGCGAUUUUAUCAUACUUUACGAUCAUAUGAGACUGACGAAGAUUGAGGUUCAAUAGAAAGACACAUCAUUGUGCUCAAUGUCGACAACAGCUGCAAAUCGACGUGAACAACGAUGGAUCAAUGUUGUUGUAUUAACAUGGAUCUAAACAGUUUUUGGAGCAGUUCGUCGCGAUGAAGACAUCGACAUUCGGAAGAUUUGACCCAGUCAACUUUGUAUCUCUAUUGCUGUGGUCUUUGAUCGAAGUUUCAUCGUCUAGCAAUGCUACACAAGCUCCUCAUCUAAUAAUUCAACCAGCACAGCCAGACAAUACCUACUUUUCCUUGACGGGAUCAACCUUCUUGUUGAACUGUACCAUUAAAGGGGAGAAUGUACAUGUGUUUGAUUUAUCAUGGUGGCACAAUGGAGAACAACUAUCCAGAAGUAAAACACGACAAAUUGACAAUGCCACACUGCAGCUGCAGUUAUUGAAUGCAAAAACUACUGAUAAUGGAAUUUACUGGUGUAAUCAAAUUUCUGACACGAAAUCUGGAGGAAUAAAUAUCUCACUUUCUGUGGCAGACCCACCAAGUCCACCACGUAAUUUAAAAUGGAGUGCUAUUGGUGCUAUGAAGAGGGAAUAUCGUUUGUAUUGGGAAGCUUCUAGCUAUACUGGUGGCUUACCAAUUGACUAUUCUAUCAAGCUUUGUUUAAAUGACUCAGUAAUGAAACCAGCACUGCCAUCAGCACUUACCUGCAAAUGGAUUGAUAAAUGUCAUUAUUUAAAUGCUCCCAAAAAUGAGAGACAUUUAUCAUGCAUACUGAAGGCAACUGAUGAUUUUAUUCCUGGUUGUGGAACUGGAUGUAGUUACUCCAUCUAUGUUGUUGCUACAAAUGCUGUAGGAAGUACAACCAGUGCGAUUUUCUUACCAAUUGUCCACUUAUUUGAAGCUACACCUUGGCCACCAGAAGAACUCACAGUGAAACAACUUUCAAACAGGAAUCAGGAAUAUAAAGUUUCUUGGGCAGAAAAAAGGGAUUGGCGGUACAUUGUUAUUGAGUAUACAGUACUCUACCACACAUGGGGAGACAAACACAAUAAGACUGCUGUUGUCAAAAAUAAACAGUUCACUAUACUAAUAGGAUUGAAAGCAUUUACAUAUUACUAUGUGUACUUGAAAGUCAGAUUUUUAAACGAUGACUAUCCCAACUCUGCGUACAGUGACAUCGUAGGGCCACGUAUUAUCAGGACAUCACCAGGAGUUCCAGUCAAUCCGCCUGUAGUGGUAAGGGAUCGUUCAGACAUCUUCCCUGGUAAUUCAGGCCUCAGAAAUGUAACUGUAGAAUGGAAGUUGGCAGACAUUUCUUCAUGGCGUGGUACUCCCGGUAAAUACAUGGUUUUUUGUAAGCCCCGCAACGUUGGCAAGGGACAAGCUCAAACUUUAGAGUACAGCAUAGAUGCCACUUCAAACAAGACCACUCUACCGAAACUAAACUCUCGGACCAAAUAUAACGUUUACCUGAAGAUGUGUAACAAAGAAAAAAAGUGCAGUAACACUGGUGAAUCGUACAUCAUCAAAGAAGUGCAAGAGAAAGAAACACAACCAAACUAUCAAAAGAAAUUGAGUACUAUACAGAUAGUCUUGCUGUCCAUUUCAGCGGUCAUGGUAUUCGUAGCAGUUCUAUGUGUUGUAUACUUAUUCAGGAAAUGGCGAUGUUGGGAAGCAGGAAGGCAUACACCAAACUUUCAACCUUUGGGGGAGCUUAUUCACAUUGGUCCUCCAGCUAACGAUUAUGAAUACGUCAAUUCAGACGCUAGCGCCCAGGUAGAAGGGGACUACGAUGAAAUUGAAACAGGCGGAAACUAGUUUUGGUAGUCAAUUGAAAGAGCACUUUUCAACUGAGUGUUGGGAGCAAUCUGGGAUUGCACUGGUUUUGCCCGAUUUGUCUUCAUAGCAGUUUUAAACAAAGUGUUAAAAAACCAGAACCAAAGCCAUCGCAGAAACCAAUCAGAGCAAAGGUUAACAUAAUUUUUAGUCAAUGAGAGCUCAAAGUGAAAACAAACAGAUUGUUGAAGCGCGGGAAAAAGGCUAAUGAUUAAGUCGCGAAUGUGUUUAGUUCUGUAUCUGGUUGGUUGAGAGGAUGGCGGGAGUUUUCUGGACCAAUCACAGAGCAAAGUUUUAAAAGCGUUCCAAAGUGAAACCCAAGCAGUCCGCUCAUAGGAUGCCAUCUUCCGGCAUUUCACCAAUCUUUUUAUCAUUGGAAAGAUUAUUUAGUCAUGCAACUGUCUGUAAAUGACAAUUUAACGUUAAAUUAGAAAAAGAAGAUGAUCAUUGACGCGAUAGAUUAUGCACAUUUACUAAUAAUUGAUAGAUGUACUAAUAGAAAGAAAACAGCAAGAAUUUUUAAGGAGGAAAAUUUUAAGGAGUUAUUAUUGGAAUAAUAAGAUUUCUGUGUACGUUCCUACCAAACGAAUUUAUUUAGUUCUGUGUUUUAUUGUAUUAUUUUGCUUUAUACAAGAAUUUUACGAAUGCACAGACAUUUUCCUGAUUGUUUGAGAUUUCUUUUAGUUUAUAUGGGCAUCUAAGCCUUGAACGUCUUUUAAUCUGUCACGCGUGUUUUGGAGCUGGUGCAUACGAGAGGAGGGGAAAACAUUUUUGCUGAUGCACCUCGCAAACUUUCCUCAGUAAAGGGAGGUGUUAUCCUAAUAUAGUAUCUAGUCAUCAUUAAUUUACAAGAAUAUGAAUGAGAGAAUUGUAACAUGGGGACAUAUUUGUGGACAUGGAAGGUUUAAAACGGUUCAUGCAGAACUUCAGAAUGGCUUCAAGUCUGAAUAGGAAAGAAUUGUUCAAUAAUACAUUUGAAAUUGUUUGCAUUAUUUAAGGAAACUUGUAUAUCUGUGCGUGAGAUUUGUAAAGCUGAAUACUAGGUUGUCAAAAGCACAGCUACCCACAACAAGUUCUAUUUAUUAAUGCUUAUGUGUCGUGUAAAUAUUUUAGACCAGUAGCACAUACUUUUUAUGAGUGUUAUUUAAUAUAACUUAUUUGAAUUAUGAAUUUUUGUAUUUGCAAUUUUGUACUUUCCCGAAUCGACGGUUUUCACCUAUAUUUUAUAAUAUCAGAGUGCAC